CCUAAACUUUGCAUAAUAACGCAUGCGCAGAUAACUGUAGCAACCUGUUAGCGUUUAUUAGGAAGGUAGAAGUUGUGAAGGAAAGACGAAGAGGAAACAUAAAAAUAGCAAAAUGACAGCAUACAGGGCAGCUGAUUCUAAACGAGAAGAAUAUAGAAAAUAUUUAGAAAAGGCUGGAGUUUUGGAUGUUUUAACCAAAGUUUUAGUGGGACUAUAUGAAGAACCAGAAAAACCAAACAAUGCUCUAGAUUUUCUGCGCCAACAUUUAGGAGCCACAAGUCCAGAAACGGCAGAUGUUGAAGCACUGAAACUAGAAGUUACAGAAUUACGACAAAAAAAUGAACAGUUACAAGAAGAAGUAAAUGAUUUAAAAGCCAAAGUACAGCAGUAUGAACCAGAUCAGGAGACCCCUGAGUGAUACAACACUCAUUGUCAUAAUAUUUCAUAAUAUGUACAUUCAUAUACAUACUUAAAAAACUAAUUUAUAUGUUAUUGUGUAAAGUAAAAUUUAUGUCAUAAAACUAG
Messenger RNA from Patella vulgata (common limpet), 525 nucleotides. Its product is annotated as c-Myc-binding protein. Gene Ontology annotation, cellular component: nucleus. Gene Ontology annotation, molecular function: transcription coactivator activity. The transcript has 5 exons. Gene Ontology annotation, biological process: regulation of DNA-templated transcription. The record is from RefSeq and is a predicted model, not a curated record. Lineage: Eukaryota; Metazoa; Mollusca; Gastropoda; Patellidae. The coding region runs from base 113 to 418 and encodes 101 amino acids.